Molecule: messenger RNA, 293 nt
Organism: Amoebophrya sp. A25
Lineage: Eukaryota; Dinophyceae; Syndiniales; Amoebophryaceae
Source: the annotation of a GenBank genome assembly
CUUCGUCAUGGACGACAUAGUGCCUCCCUUUCUUGUCCCGGAGGGGGACGAUGGUCCGAAAGAUGUGUGGCGUGCGCUUCUCGGCGAGCCGUUACUGGGAGCACUAGCCAAGAGCAAGAACAGAAGAGAACAUGAUCAAGAUGAAGAUGGUCCUCGUGCUACUGAUAGGAGAGGCUCAACAUCAUCAUCUUCAUCUGCUGGUUUAUCGCCUGGCUCCUCUGGUCCUCUUCGCAGACGAGGCUUUCUUGCGAACACUUCACCGGAUAACACCCCACCGACGCGGAGUGAGACAC